GCGCGCGCCACUCCAUUCUGCUCGUCGAACGCCGCGCGCAGUUGUACUCGUCGUACCCGCCGAGAACCCGUCGCCGCCGCCGCCGACGACGACGACGACAGCAGCAAGCAGCAGCAGCAGCAGUCAUGGCCGCCACCUGACCGCAACCCCACUGCGCGCGCGUACGGUACAGUGGAAGAAAAACUCGAGAAAAUCGGCUCGGAAUUUUUUUUUUUUCUACCAUUUUAGAUUUUCCGUUUAUCUGUGUAUCUCUCCCUCGCUCCCCUCUCACUCACUCUCUCACUCUCUCUUCCUUGCGGGACGCGAUUUUUCCGAAAACGAAUAUUGUUCCGUCCACCGCCGCCGACACAACAUCGUCGCUUAGUAUCGUCUGCUUACGCGUGUGCAACUGUUCGUCGUCGUUCGUCGCGUGAAAUCGGUUCGCGCGUUCGCACUUCGUUCGGAUCUCCUCUCGGCACACGCACGCUCGCUGCACCGGAUAUAUGGAUUAACCACGCGUGUAUAAUAAUAAACGUGAAUUUUCCGAGCGUAUUAAACAUCAAGUGUUGUGAUCAAAAUUUGAUACACGUGGCAAAAUAUCAUUAAAAAUUAUUUACAUGAAUCAUAGUGAACAUGUCACAAAACAAUGGACAAUCCCAGAGGUUUUGCCUCCGAUGGAACAACCAUCAAUCCAACUUGCUUGCUGUUUUCGAUCAACUAUUGACGAGCGAGGCAUUUGUAGAUGUGACAUUAGCUGUCGAAGGUCAAAUGCUUCGUGCUCACAAAAUGGUUCUUUCAGCAUGCAGUCCUUACUUUCAGACACUUUUUGUUGGACAUCCUGAUAGACAUCCAAUUGUAAUACUCAAAGAUGUUCCACUAGUUGAUAUGAGAUCUUUAUUAGAUUUUAUGUACAGGGGCGAGGUAAGUGUUGAUCAAGAUAGAUUGUCAGCUUUCCUUAAAGUUGCAGAAUCAUUAAGAAUCAAAGGUUUAACUGAGGUCAAUGAAGAUCGUGGAGACCUACCCUCGUUAGCAUCUUCUCUUCUUCAGUCUCACUCAUCGUCUCCGUCCUCUUCACCAGUACACAACAACCAAAUGGCUCAUGUACCUCAACUUCAACGCAUACAUAACCAUAGUCCUCUGCCUAUGAAAAGGCCACUGCCAUCUCAUCCGCUUCAUGAUCAACAGCGUCAACAUUUGUCAUACCCGAUGAACCCGCUAUUAGGAUCUGCUCUAACUGCACCAAAAAGGAAACGUGGACGCCCCAGGAAAUUAUCUACAGGAAGUAACUCACCUUCACGACCAAAUGACAAUAAUAAUGAUGAUAGUAGAGCAUCUACACCAGUUGGUACAAGUGCAGGAAGUGGCCGUGAUCCACCAGAUUUGUUAGAGUUGAACAUGUCUGAAGAAUCAGAAUCUGCUGCAGCUGCUCCUAGACAUUUGGAUUCUCCAAGCCAAGAUGAUCACGAAGACAUGGAAGAAGAGUAUACAGAAAAUGGAAUGGAAAUCAAACAAGAGCCUUCUGAACCAGUUCCAGGAACAUCCCAAGAUUUAAGUACGGUGAAAAAAGAAUAUGACACUCAUUCUAGUAUGCAGUUAGACCAAAGCGCAUGUGACAUGCACAAUGCGAACAUGUUAAAGUUGUUGUCUUCGCGGACUGAUCACGAACACCACUUUAACCAUCACCAAGCAGCGGACGGUGGAGAUCGUGACAACAACAACGACGCUCGCCUGACGCUGGCGGCCAGCUGGUCGGUGAUGGCAGCCGAUCAAAAGUCCAAGUUCUCGCUGGCCGUGUCCCAGCACACGUCCGGCUACAAGCAGCAGCUGCAGGCGGCCCUCGAUGAGGAGAAGCGGCAGAUGCAAGAGUCGCAGCAACAACUACACCACCACCACCAGCAGCAGCAGCAGCACCAGCACCAGCAGCAACAGGCGGCUGCGGCAAUCGCCGCCACCGCUGCGGUACUGAGGACGCCCGUCAAACGGCGCAUCCGGCGACGGGCCACGUCGUCCAGCGACCCGGCCGAGCAACUGACCGAGAUGUCGGUCCGCGGCCUGAACCUGUUCCGGUAUGCCACCGUGUCCGAAGGCAUCUACAAGUGUCUGGAAUGCGCCAAGACGGAUAUACUGAAGACGUUCAAGAACAAGUACAGCUUCCAGCGGCACGCGUUCCUCUACCACGAGGGCCACCAGCGCAAGGUGUUCCCGUGCCCGGUGUGCGCCAAGGAGUUCUCGCGGCCCGACAAGAUGAAGAACCACAUGAAGACCGUACAUGAGUGCUACAUGCCAAAGGCCAUCGAAUUCCCGCAGGUGCCGUUCCUAUUGCCGCCAUGAGAUAGUCGUCGCGCAGCGUCACCGCUGCAUGACGUGUGAGUUACACACACACAAGCACAUACAUACACACACGUCUGCGGUGGUGAGUGCCGAUUUAGGGGGGGGGGGGGGUGAGCGGGACCUACGCCACCACUACUUUAGCGGAGCGCUCUGCCGAAUGGUAUAUUUAUAAUACUAUCAUAUUAAAUUUCUACGAACACGUUUUUUUUCUCCGCAAAGGUUUAGCAUUUAUUAUAAAAAAAAAAAAAGCGUCAUAAUAUUGUACACGUUUUUUUUUUAUUAUUAUUACUAUUAUCAUAUUUUUAUUUAAUUAUUUUUUGUUUCAUCGAGUCUUCCGGAUAAUGUUGAAUUUUAGAUUAUAUAUGUUUCUUAUAUAAAUUACACUCCCGGAUAGGGACUACUAUAAAUUUAACCAAAAAAUUAAAAGAAAAAAACCACCUCGUUAAUCAUAUUAUAUUUAUAUUAUAAAAUAGUGAAUCUAUUUUUUUAAUUUUCAGACAACCGCGCUGACUCGUCGACAAUUGUAUAUAUUUGAAGUUAUGUGUCCGUUUUUAUCGGCUAAAUUUUUGUUUGAAAUUUUUUUUCAUAUAUACCUCUAACGUUCGCUCUAUUUUUACACGUUUUUCGAGUAUGCGCGUUUAUAUUAUUACCAAAUUAUUAUUUUUUUUCUUAUUUUUGAUAUACUUAUGGCAUGAUCCGAAUAAAACGCAUUAUAAACGCAUUCGAUUAUUAUUUCCACUGUAAAAAGUGGUACGUCGAAAAUUGUAAUUUGAAAAAAACGAUUUCCUCAGAAAUAUUAUGUAACCCUUGCUCGGCGAACGAGUGAAACGACAAUCAGAUUUUAUACUUACAGCAAUAACAAUUUACGUACAUAUAUAUUUUCCAUACGUCCUAAGAAGUUGAAAAACAUAGCAGCGCCUGGUGCUUUUUUAAUUUUGAUUAGUUGUUUAUUAUUUGUUUUGAGCUGGUUGUAGGGUGGUAUUGUGCAAUAUAAUUCCAAAAAUAAAUAUUUUUUUAUAAACCGUAUAGUUGAUUUUUUACCAAAAUAUAUAUUUUAUUCGAUUAAUUUUAUUUAUACAUUGCGGUCUGCAAAAAUCAUACACAAUCAAUUCAAAAAACGUUCGACUGAAUUAGAGUUUGACGGUUAUUUUACGGUUUUUUUUUUUUUUUUAAACCAAAUAAGGCCAGUUAGUUAUUGAGACUGAAUACUAUAAUGAAUAAAAAAAAAAAA
Messenger RNA from Acyrthosiphon pisum (pea aphid), 3541 nucleotides. It is a transcript of the gene ttk, whose product is annotated as zinc finger and BTB domain-containing protein ttk. Gene Ontology annotation, molecular function: protein binding. Bases 613 to 2310 code for a protein of 565 amino acids. Gene Ontology annotation, biological process: regulation of transcription by RNA polymerase II. The transcript is spliced from 7 exons. NCBI's taxonomy places the organism in Eukaryota, Metazoa, Arthropoda, Insecta, Hemiptera, Aphididae. The record is from RefSeq and is a predicted model, not a curated record. Gene Ontology annotation, cellular component: nucleus.